GUAAGGAGAUAAGCCACCAUAAAAACUAUGGUGGACCAUAGCGACCAUCAUUCGAUCGCCGCUGGUCGUCGUCUUCACAAAGCAAAAUGGUGAAGCUUACUCCCGAGCAAAUCCAGUUCUUUAAAGACAAUGGCUACAUCAAGGUGUCCGGCAUCUUCACGGAGAAGGAGCUGCAAACCUUGUCCAAGGAGUACGACCGACUGUUCUUCUUGAAGAACAACCCUGGCAUGGAGUCGGCGUGGCUCGGAUCAGCUAUGGCAAACGCAGUUAACGGAGAUAAUUAUUCCGUGCACGCCGUCCACAACCUGCAGUACCACAGCUCAAUCUUCGCUAACGCACUACACAACGAGAACCUGCUGGAUACUCUGGAAGGCGUCAUGGGCACUGAAGACAUCCUGCUCCAUCACACCAAGGCUCACUACAAGCCACCCAGAGUUGGAGCGCCUUACCUGAUGCACCAGGACUACCCCUACUUCCCGUUCAAGAAGCACUCCAUGGUAGCCGCCUUCAUCCACAUCGACAAGGCCGACCCUGAAAACGGAGGUCUCUGCAUCUACCCUGGCUCGCACAAGCUCGGACCUCUAGAAGACGUCGGCACCAUUGAGAAGGGAGAAGCCUACCAUUACGUAGACCCUAAAAAAUACCCCAUCGAGAAGGCAACGCCCGUAGUCGCCGAGCGCGGUGACGUGGUCAUCUUCUCGUACCUGACCCUGCACGGAAGCUACCGUAACCUGUCCGACCGCCCGCGCCGCAUGUACCUCAUCCAGCUCAUGGCGGCCGACGAUGAGCCCCUCGUCCCCGGCGUACACAAGAGCUUGGGACAAGGCUGGGUGCUCCGAGGAAAGAACGACUACAAGAAAGCUGACAUGGCUGAAAGGUUCCUCCACUGAUUGUUGAUAGCAAAAUCCGAGUUCUUAUUUAUGUUAUUGUUAUGUUUGUUAAGACUGUAAGAUUAAACUGGCUUUAAAACCAAA
Molecule: messenger RNA, 974 nt
Organism: Cydia strobilella
Lineage: Eukaryota; Metazoa; Arthropoda; Insecta; Lepidoptera; Tortricidae
Product: probable alpha-ketoglutarate-dependent hypophosphite dioxygenase
Exons: 5
Coding region: 87-890 (267 amino acids)
Source: RefSeq, a predicted model, not a curated record